Pygoscelis adeliae (Adelie penguin) is the source of this 2743-nucleotide messenger RNA. It is a transcript of the gene ENOX1, whose product is annotated as ecto-NOX disulfide-thiol exchanger 1. Gene Ontology annotation, molecular function: protein-disulfide reductase activity; RNA binding. The record is from RefSeq and is a predicted model, not a curated record. Gene Ontology annotation, biological process: ultradian rhythm. Gene Ontology annotation, cellular component: plasma membrane; external side of plasma membrane. The coding region runs from base 347 to 2188 and encodes 613 amino acids. The transcript is spliced from 15 exons. Lineage: Eukaryota; Metazoa; Chordata; Aves; Sphenisciformes; Spheniscidae.
ACAGUCUUCCUUAAUAGCAAACAGUCACGAGCCGGGCUUCUCCAGGCAGAAUUAUUUCUACCUAAGAAAUAUAGGCUUCAGGAGUAUGCCCUUUCUCUCACCCUUUUCAGAUUGCAUUAAAAGCAUCCACUUCAAGAAACUACAACUGUGUUUAUUCGAGUGUUGAAUUUGGAAGUAGUGCCGGGAUCCCUGCCACGGCACGCUUGAACCAUGAAACCCAGAGCCUAAUGAGCUGUGUGUGGGCCCUGCGUUCGGUGAUAUCCCGUCUCAAGAUGCUGCUAAUACAGUAGUUAAUUAUUCGUAGCUGAAGAAGUCUAACAGGAGCAAAAGGAACUGGGGAAAAGCAAUGGCUGCUGCAGCUGAUGGUUUGGGAAGUAUAGCUAUAGAUACCACACAACUUAACAUGUCAGUCACUGAUCCGACGGCUUGGGCUACAGCUAUGAAUAACCUGGGGAUGGUUCCAGUAGGGCUAGCUGGACAACAGCUUGUGACAGAUUCAAUCUGUGUACCAGGCUUUGAUCCAAGCCUUAGCAUGAUGACUGGAAUCACUCCAAUUAACCCAAUGAUACCAGGCAUGGGGUUAGUGCCGCCACCACCACCAACAGAUGUGCCUGUAGUCAAAGAAAUAAUUCACUGCAAUCUUCCACCACCUUCAACAAGAGAGAGACCUCCUGGGUGUAAAACAGUGUUUGUUGGAGGAUUACCAGAAAACGCAACGGAGGAAAUUAUUCAGGAAGUCUUUGAGCAGUGUGGAGAUAUAACGGCAAUUCGGAAAAGCAAGAAGAAUUUUUGUCACAUUCGUUUUGCAGAGGAGUUCAUGGUUGAUAAAGCCAUUUACCUUUCUGGUUACCGCAUGAGAUUAGGAUCUAGCACAGACAAAAAGGAUUCAGGUCGCCUUCAUGUUGAUUUUGCUCAGGCAAGAGAUGACUUUUAUGAAUGGGAAUGCAAACAAAGAAUGCUGGCCCGAGAAGAACGCCACAGACGCAAAAUGGAAGAAGACAGACUGCGCCCUCCUUCUCCUCCGGCAAUAAUGCAUUAUUCUGAACAUGAAGCUGCUUUGCUGGCUGAAAAAUUGAAAGAUGAUAGCAAGUUUUCAGAGGCCAUCACGGUGCUGCUUACCUGGAUUGAGCGAGGCGAGGUGAAUCGUCGCUCUGCAAACCAGUUUUAUUCGAUGGUGCAGUCGGCCAACAGCCACGUCCGCCGGCUCAUGAAUGAAAAGGCAGCUCACGAGCAAGAAAUGGAGCAAGCCAAGGAGAGUUUCAAAAAUGCCUUAACAGGGAUCCUCACUCAAUUUGAGCAGAUUGUCGCCGUUUUCAACGCUUCUACCAGACAAAAAGCUUGGGACCAUUUCUCGAAAGCCCAGCGAAAGAACAUAGACAUUUGGCGAAAGCAUUCUGAGGAGCUCCGAAAUGCUCACAGUGAACAGCUCAUGGGAAUCCGCCGGGAAGAGGAGAUGGAAAUGUCUGAUGAUGACAGUGGUGACAAUCCCAGUAAAAAGCUGAGAGUGGAUGAUUCAGCUCUAGCCGCCCAAGCGUAUGCGCUAAAGGAAGAGAACGAUAGUCUUCGAUGGCAGCUGGAUGCUUAUAGGAAUGAAGUGGAGCUCCUGAAACAGGAGAAAGGACAGCUCUUUCGAACAGAAGAAAGCCUUACGAAGGACCAGCAGCUGCAGUUCCUGCAGCAGACGAUGCAAGGCAUGCAGCAGCAAUUGCUGAGCAUACAGGAAGAAUUAAAUAACAAAAAAUCCGAACUGGAGCAAGCCAAGGAAGAGCAAACACAUACACAAGCGAUGCUUAAAGUCCUGCAGGAACAGUUAAAAAGCGCCAAGGAACUAGCAGAAAUCAAUGGGCAUGAUGAAUCUCAGGCAAAUGAAAUCAAUGUAUUGACAGUAGCAUUGGUCAACCAAGACAGAGAAAAAAAUUCAGAGAAACGAAGCCCAGGUCUAAAAUCAGAGAAAGAGGCACUAUUAAUAGGUAUCAUAUCCACAUUUCUUCACGUCCACCCUUUUGGAGCCAAUAUAGAAUAUCUUUGGUCUUACAUGCAGCAGUUGGACUCUAGGAUCUCUGCAAAUGAGAUAGAAAUGCUUUUGAUGAGACUGCCACGCAUGUUUAAACAAGAAUUCACUGGUGUAGGAGCAACACUGGAAAAGAGGUGGAAGUUUUGUGCCUUUGAAGGAAUUAAAACUAUCUGACUGUGACUAGUAAUGAAGCUAUGCAGAAGACGAAUUCCUAGAGCAUGGCAGGGUUAUAAAAUAUUAAAGUAAGAAAUUUGGGUUUGGGCACAUAGUAGUAUGUUUUCAAAGUUAUCCAAGCCUAAUUUUAGUUACAUUUGUGACGUUCUCUUGUGAGUGGAAAUGUAGUUGUGCACCAGUUCCUAAAAUAAAAUAAAAUUUUUUUAAAAAAGUUUCAAAAUGUGACAGAUCUGUUUCCUAUGAAAACUGAAGAAAGAUGCCACAGUCAUAAUGAUUUCAAAAUACUACAUGUCCUACUUCUAAGAAAAGCUCAUUGAGCAAACAGUUAAGGAGAAAGAUUGCCCGGUUAUGGUCGCUAAGCUACAGCGAUGUAUAUGUAAUAUGUAGUAGAACUCAUUAAGUUUCGUUAUUGAAAGUUCUUUCUGUUCAGUGAGAAAAUUGAGUAAUUUUACAGUGAGGAAAAGCAUACCAAAAGAAAACUUGAAGAUGUGUCUGAAGUUAUUGUAUUUUGUAAAUUAAGUUAUAUGCUGUACCAGGGAUUUUUGCCUUAUUGAA